AUGCGACGCUCGACGCGACUCGAGGCCGCGUCGACGGGCCGAGCCCCGCGCAUGUCGAAAUUGAUUGCACAACAUGCGCAACUUGUGCGUCAGGGUACAGAAGAGUCAGAUGACGAGUGGAAACCCGAUGGAACAGCCGCCGCCGCCGACGAUGAGGAAGAUGGGGAAUCGUCAGACUUGACGUCGUCGUCGGAGGAAGAAGAAGAAACGACCAAGCGGCGUGUUCGAGUGAACAAGAGAAAGGUCUUGGACAGUGACAGCUCUGAUCAGGAGAAGAAGACUACUGGACGUCGGUCGAAAAUGAAAAAGAUGAAGAGAGUCAAACGUCCGGUCAAAGCGCUGUCAAAUGCGCCGCCUCUACGGAAGGGACACAAGACGAGUAUACCAGCUACGAAGCGUUCUACCGAUGAGGUCAAGACUGAGGCGAACCGGCAUGGACCUAUGACCAAGUCGAUGAAAGAAAAGGACAAAACGUCGGAUACACAUCGACGGCCGAUGAAGCAGCAGAAGCGUGCCACUGUGCAUAUAAAAGAUGACCGCGUGGUGCAACAGACCACGGUAUCGCACAGCGGUGUGCCAUCGAAUUAUACACUGGACAACUUUUUUGACGAAAUACUGGAGUGGAGUUUUUUCGAGGCGUUGAGGCAAGAAGCACAGGGCAGUCAUUCACAUGGUACAGACGCGACGAACGAAGGAUCUGAGAAGGGUGACGUUGAGCAAGUACCGAGCAAGUUUCGGUCGUACGAGCACUACUUUUCGGUAUGGAAACCGCUCGCGCUGGAAGAAGUACAAGCGCAGACAAUCAACGCCGUCACGACGGAUAAUCCUAGCCCGAUCUCGGUCACUGUAAAAGGUUUUGGAGCGACAUUCAUCUCUAAGAGCUGCAAGGUUCGUGUAGACCUGAGGAAGCAAAACGCGUCGGGUAUGCGGCGCCAUCCGCUCUCCGAGUUCUAUGCGAACGAUCUGGUGCUUAUCUCACCAGAUGCAGGCUAUUUCCGUACAGCUUUGGCCCCGUUGAGAGGUGGCCAUGGUAAGAAGGGCGAAGCAAAUAAGGAAGCCGCAACGGGUCCUCCUGUUGGGUUCCUGGCAAUUGUGGCAACCCAGAGAGCGUCAAAAGAGGGGCUGACUAUGACCAUCUUGAGAUCCGGAUGGGGAGCAUUGGAGAAAGAGAAGAGCACCUAUCUGUUCAAGCUCAAUAACCUGGUCACCAGCGUCCGCGAGUUCCGUGCGCUUUGUGACUGUAGUCAUUACGGGCUGCUACCGCUGCUAUUGUCAGGCAAGCACAAGCAAGAGAAUAUGCAGCUUGAUUCACUUGGGCUUAAGUAUGUCCAAUGGCUCUCGAGAACUUUCAACGACUCGCAACGAGAAGCCAUUACAGCAGCCGCAACAUCAGAAGGGUUCACUUUGAUAAAAGGUCCUCCAGGCACAGGCAAAACCACAACGCUCAAAGGCCUGCUCAACUCAUUGCAUUUGCGCGAGUACAAUCGGUAUUACAACGCCGUACUAGAUGUGGCGCGUCGUCCGGAUAAUGAGACCGCAAAAGCAUGGGCGCAGGUGGGAAAUGAAAAGCCCCACAUUCUAGUUACCGCGCCAUCCAAUGCUGCUGUCGACAACAUCGUUAGCAAGGUGAUCGAAGAGGGAUUUUGUGAUGGCGAAGGACGACGGUACUUUCCUAAAAUCGUUCGCGUUGGACGAGGCUUGAGUGCAAAUGUGCAAAGCGUUGGCUUGGAAAACCAAGUCGACCAAAUUUGUAGCCAACCACUUGAUGUGCUUGAGGGCCAAAUCAAUCGCUUGCGGCACGAGCUGGUGGUGGUGGAGCGUGACUCGCUUAUGCUACGAGAUCAGUUGCGGGAUAUCGUUGCUUGGAUCGAGCACGAUCCGGUGAAGGCGUUGGAAGAGAUCGCUCAAGCGGAAGCGCAGCGAAACAAGCCUGCAGCAUCCGCACUUGUUUCGGCUUCGUUGCCGCAACUCCCUCCGCUUCCACAGCCACAAGAAAUGCCUUCCUCUUCUACUGCUGACCUCGUAUCGCCACCACCUCUGCCGCCGUCCCGACAAGUAUCACUAUAUCCGACUUCCCCUCCGCCGCCUCCCUCUCCCCCAGCUUCUAGACCCGCUACUGGGCGUUCUUGUCCAGAAGACGCAAGCGCAGUAGUUGACCCUGGUUGUGAUACCGUCGAUAUCAGAGGAGACGAUAUCGAUAUGCCGGAAGAAGAGGAAGAAGAUGAGGCAUUUCCUGCUUCGUUUGGAGCUCCACCGCCGGUGUGGGAUGAGCAACACGAGAUGUUUAAUGCUCGAGCGAGUGGACAGGCUUUGGACGCGUUUCUGGAUGAUGGCAGUAAUUCUGAAGAAGAUGAACCGCUCCCGGGUGGAGCGAGUGCCGAUAAAAGUCAAGACCAGGAGGAGCGUGGCAAGUCGUUAUCUUCUGCCUCCCGUUUGCAGACAGAUACUGGAAUGUCUGGUGAAAACGAUGAAAAGAAGUGUCACAACGAUCGUGCAGCCGCAUCGUCAGCUAGUGAUCCUAUUGUAGUCGACGAUGACAGCAGUGACGACACGCCUGAUCAGGACGAACCCUUACCAGGACAAGAACCAAGCGCCGAAUAUCGCAAGCAGGACGAGGAGCUGUUAUUCUUGACGGGGCAGCCAAACGGAAGUCAACAUCAUGAAGUGGUGGACUCCCCCCGUAGCUCGUUCCCGUCAUCGCCGCCUCCAUCUCCAUUGUCACCCGUGCCAUCGCUGCCUCCACCUCCUCCGUUACUACCACCGCCAGACGAUCUUUCUGACGGUCGACACCGGCCGUUGUCUCCGGCCGUUGUUAUAUCGCAGUCUCCACGUCCACCUCCACCAACUACUCCUGAUACAAUGGAUACGAAGGGGUGGGACCUCAUCGACUACUCAAGGUAUCAUCCUUAUGUGGCCAUGGCCCAGCGAAUCAACGGGUGUUUGGAAAAGCUUGCCGAAGUCAAGCUGGAGUUACAGCGGCACCAGUUUGCUCGACAAGCAGUCAGUGAAAUGAGGGGCAAACUGUCGCAAUCGACGCGGCAAUCUUUGGAAGUUUCAUUUCUGGAUACGGCACACAUUGUGUUCACCACGCUCAACAGUGCGGGUGUUGCUGCGCUAGAUGCUAGUGCCAGAUACGAUGUGCUGGUCGUCGAUGAAGCAGCUCAGGCUGUUGAACUAUCUACCAUCAUUCCGAUGAAAUUUGGCAGCAAGCAGUGUGUGCUGGUUGGCGACCCGCAACAGCUUUCAGCCACAGUUUUUUCCCGAAACAGCGGUCAGUCUCUGUAUGAGCGAAGUUUGUUUGAGCGACUGGAAAGCUGUGAACAUCCCGUGCAUAUGCUGCGAACGCAGUACCGAAGUCACCCGAUGAUUUCAGACUUUCCUAGAAACUACUUUUACGAUGGAAAGCUUCAAGAUGGAGACAAUGUGAAGGGUGGCGACUACGCGAAGCCGUACCACAAUCUUGGCCCCGCGUUCAUGCCGCUGGUGUUCUGGAACCUACUCAGCAGUCGCGAAAAAGCAACUAAAUCAGUGUCACGCAUGAAUGUCGGUGAAGCGGAGCUGGCAGUGAAUUUGUACCUCACGUUGCGAAACUCUUGCCCUUCUGACUCGAUUGCCGGCAAGGUUGGUAUGAUUACGCCGUACAGCCAGCAAAUGGAAGAGCUGAGGAAUCGAUUUCGCCGCGCUUUGGGCGAGCGCUACGAGCAAGAGGUGGAGAUCAAUACUGUCGACGGUUUCCAAGGACGCGAAAAGGACAUAAUUAUCUUGUCCACCGUGCGAGCUGACCCGAAAGCUGGUGUUGGUUUCUUGAACGACAUCCGGCGAAUGAAUGUGGCGCUUACUCGAGCAAAGUUUGCAUGCUAUGUGAUCGGCAAAGAGAAGACUUUGCGCUCCUCGAAGCCUUGGUCGGCUCUGUUGGACCAUGCGUACAAUCGGCAAUGUAUUGUUCAUGUGGAAAGCCCACAUUGCAAUCUGCUUAAACUGGAGCCGCUGGAGCAACCUGCUGAGACAGGAAGGAGUCAUGUAGCAGGGGUACCAAGAAGCUCGCAGUAUCAACGCCAAAGGCAACCUGACGCAACUCAGGCAAUGCCACCUGACUUUCAUGUACCAUACGCACCAUCAGGUAAGAGCUGGAACGAAAGAGGACGAGAGAAUGACGGAAUGCGUGGAGGGCGAUGGAAUGGUCAAAGGGGAGGUCGUGGUCAUCGAGGACGGCGUCGAGGAGCGCCAAUGCAGCCAUACGCGUCACAUCAGCAAUUCGGGCAGGGUUCGCAAUACCCAAGGCAACCUGCGCCCGGUGAAUAUGGUCAGCAUACGCCCAUGAGCGUGGCAAUGCAUUGCGAAGGAAGACCUCCUGCAGCAGGUGCCCCUCCGCAAUCCGCUCCGGGAUAUCCUGUCCCUCGCGGUCCUGCUCCGGCCUUCCACUCUGCUCCCGUGCAAGCUACAAGACCGUACCCUGGAAAUGCUGCUUCCGCGUUUCCUCAGCCAACAACCAAUGGGUCAGGACGUGCUAAGCCCCGAGAUCCUCGACAACGCGCAGCAAGAAAAACUGGGCCUUCUGACGUUGAGGGUUGA
Molecule: messenger RNA, 4572 nt
Organism: Hyaloperonospora brassicae
Lineage: Eukaryota; Oomycota; Peronosporomycetes; Peronosporales; Peronosporaceae
Source: the annotation of a GenBank genome assembly